GCUCCUACUCUGCUGGGGGGAAUCUCUAGUUGACCUGGACCAUGAGCAAUGAGUCUACCUUCUGGAACAUCCUACCAGAAAACUCCACAGAGAUCCCGUUCGUGGCCGAGGAGCAGCGGGAUGGCCACGUGCUCCUCCUGGUGAUCCUCUCCUCCUUCCUGGUGGGGGCCGUGAUCUUCAUCGGCAUCUUCCUCCUCACCUUCCGUCGCUGCUCUCGAGGAGGGCUGUGGUGCGCCAGGGCCAACGAUGACCCCGAGAAAUUCAACACCACCUACGUGGAGGAGUGUCAGCCCACCCAUGAAAUCACCAUCAGGGUGGACGAGUCCGACUGCCUGUCGAUGGCCAGCUCCCACAACCAGGAGACGGAGCGCUUCCUCUCCACGGGCACCAUGGGCCGCCGCGUCUCCUUCAACGAGGCCGCGCUCUUCGAUCACGGCAAGAAGGCGCAGGAGAAAGGCCGCAGGUACACGCUGACCGAGGGCGACUUCCACCACCUGAAGAACGCGCGGCUCACACACCUCCAGAUCCCUCCCCCGGGCCUCAAGAUCGUCACCAUCCACGAGUGCGACGCGGCCGAGAACAGCGUCGCCAUGACGACGCGCCCCGUCGCCAAGUCCACGCUCUCCAUCUUCCAGCCGAUGCUGUGCCCACUGCCACAAACGGCGCUGACCAGCCUGAGCGUCAAUCCCAGCUGCGCCCUCCCCGGAGACGCCCUCAACUCGGUGGCGAACGCGACGUCUCUCGGACCUAAAGAGCCCGCCCCCAGCUCCAUCGAGAUGAUGGGCGCGGGGCCCCGAGGCCGAGGCAGCGACGUCGGUCUCGUCGGAGAAGGGGCCACCGCGGGAAGCCAGGGUCCCGUGCUGCAGUUCUUCACUAAACUGCGGCGCCACGCCAGCCUGGAGGGGUCCAGUCCCUACUUCAAGAUCAAGAAGUGGAAGCUGGACAGCAGCCAGAGGGCGUCCAGCCUGGACACCAGAGGCUCCCCGAAGAGGAGGCAGUUCCAGCGCCAGCGGGCCGCCAGCGAGAGCAUGGACCAGGACGACAACGACGCGCACCACAUAGACCUCAUCCAGUACUUCGCCCGCACCCGGGACCUCGCCUACGGUCCGGUCCGCCCGGCGCCGCGCCUCCACUCGCCUCUGUCCACACCGCCCCCCUCCCUCGGCAGGGUAGAGGUAGAGGUCGUGGUGGAGCCCAGCUGCAGCCGCGGAGGACCCGGGGUAAUCGGCCUGUCCCCCGAUCCCCAAGACGAAGCACUGUCCCUGGCAAGAAGGGAAGCCGCGGACCCCCCAGACCCCCAGGAACCCCAGGAACCCCAGUCCCUUUACAAAGACAUCUGGAACCUUCGCGCCACGCUGGAACAAUACGCCGCCUCCGACCAGAGCAGCAGCAACGACCGGAACUCCGACGCCGAGAGUGUGUGUUCGCUGGGCGGGCGCACGGAGACGGAGAGAGGAGGGCCGCCCAGCUACCGGUCCCAGGACUUAGGGGACGAGGGCGGCGACGACGACAUUUCGGUGUAUUUGGAUGAGAGGUCGGGGGCGACGGAGGGAAGAAAGAGGAAACAGAAGAGCACCGACGGAGAAACGGGGACUCGGAAGUUGCUGCAGAUGGACAGCGGCUACGCGUCGAUCGAGGCGCCGUGCCGCGGGCCGGAAGACCUGCGGCUGUUUGGCGGCGGCGGCAGCCCGAAGGACAGGACCGCCCACGAGAAACGCCACCACUUCACCAACGCCGGGCGAUCCGGCACCGUCGGCGAGAGCUCCGAGUCUCGCCUCUUCGAGGAGGAGCUGGAGGACGAGCUGCUGCUGGGCGCCAGCGGAGGCGUUUCCAUAGGAACGGGCGCCGCGUCGCUGAGCUGGGUCCCGUACGGUCAGCCGCUCGCGCCCCGAGAGGCCGCGCAGCCUCCCCGUCCGCCGCCGCUGCACCGGCGAGACUACAGCAUCGACGAGAAGACGGACGCCCUCUUCCACGAGUUCCUCCGCCACGACCCGCAGUUCGACCAGCAGGAGUCGCCGACGAGGAAGCACCGGUCCCGCGUCCACCUGCGCAAGCAGUGGCAGCGCCACAAGCAGUGGAGCGACCCGGGCGUCAGACACUUCCAGACCUCCUUCGACCGGCUGCGGGCGCCGCUCCGACGAGGCGACAGCGUGAACUGCCCGCUGGACGCGAGCUACCGCGGCACGCUCCCCCGCAUCGUCAGCGCUCCGGACGAGGAGACCGCCGAGGGGGCCGGCGGCGGAGACGCGGAGGUCGACGCCCCCUCUUUUACGCCACCUCUCUGGCACCGAGACCCUCAGGAGGAGGAGCGCCACGGCCCCCAGACCAUCACGGCGGAGCUCGCGGACAAACUGACCGCUCACCUCGGGGAGCGGCUGUACGCGGGCCUUCGCAGGACCGAGGACUCGGCCGCCGAGUGCGCGGCGGCGGCGGCGACGGCCACGCGCGCUUCUCCGGACCACAGCCCAGUGUAGCAGGGCUCCAGGCGUCCUCCUCCUCGUCACCUCUCGCUUCCCGCCGAUGCUCACUUUUUCCCUCUUUCUUUCCUGUUUCCACUCGUCCCGCCUCCGUUUUUCUCCGUCUCUCCGUGUGCAGCUCGAAUGGGAAGUGUGCUUUAAAUCACCCGUCGCCGCGGCGCGAGAUAACAGACAAAACAGAGCUAACGUAACAAAAGUCGUCUGCUGUCAGUGAUACCUGUUUCCUCGUUCGUCGUUGCCGUGACUGCAGUCCGUGUCCAUCUCUGGCUUCUUGUCUCCGCUCUCCAGUUUCGAAUAACUGAAAACCGACAUGGCGUCGGUGCUCGUGGAUCCACUGUGAAACCAGGUGCUAUUAGAGGAGUAGAACACGAUAGAUCUGGACGCACCAGCGAGUCCUUUGAACGUGCAGACGUGGGAAAUAAGUUGUUUUUUUCACUACCAAAUGAUCUGAAAUAUCUGAAUUCUCAAUCAAAGCUUCGUGAGGCAAAUUUAAAGGGACAGUUCAGCCUAAAAUGAAAACUUCUCGUGCCUCUUAGUGCUCUUCAUCGUCUAGACGAGAGGCCCGUGUUUGUAGUUUAUAGUUUAAUGGGUUUUUGGGUGAACUGUCCCUUUUUUAAAAGUUGUUCACACUAGUUCAGAUCAGUAGUUCCCAACCUGUGGGGGGUCCCCAGAGAGGAUUAAAGUGAUUUAUGUACAAAUACUUAUGUCUGGGUUUGUCCUCAGCGAUCAGUUCCCGUCUCCGUAUCGCGACGUCAAUCCAUGCUUGUUGACAAUUCUGUGCCAAUUCUGUGCCAACUUUUCCCGAUUGUAACUAUCUCCGUAGGAAGAUGGCAUCCCGGUUCUUCAUCACUCGCUCAGCUCUGAUUGGUGGAAUGUUUUUUCAAAUUGUUGGAAGUAGCCCUCAAGUCUUUCGCGGUCAGGAAACGAUAUAAAAACAAAUGUCCUCUUUCUUUUGUUCCCAUCCACGAGAUGUUCUGAUCUUCUUAGCCCCUAUUGAUUUCUGGGAUUCACCAAUGUUUUAUAAUUCAAUGCAUGAAUAUUAUUCGAUGUUUUAGAGUGUUUCUGCGCUCAACAAAUAUUAUUGGUCCAUUCAUCCUAAUUUCGACAAUAAAACAUUCACAUUUUGGACGAUAUUGCGUGCGUUCGGCGUCUAAAUGCCUUUGAUACGGCUCUUUUUCCUUUUUUCUCUGUAACACCAGUCUCGAAAUCAAGUUAUUUUAGUUAAUUUAACAAAGUAAUUCCACUACUUGUGAUGUGUCAUGAGUAUUUGCACACGGCAUAGCCCUCAUAUAGUGGUAGGGGGGCAUUAACUGUGCUCGUUAUAAACAUCUUAUUUUUGUCUCUUAAAGUGAAGAGAAUGUCGCUGCAUGAUUAUAUAGAGACGUAUUUUUGUAGGCCAACCUGAAUGUUAGCAUCGCCAAUGGGACUCACCGUUGGUUUUUUUCGGAUCAUUGCAGAAAAUAAGCUACGUUGCAAACACGACUUUAUGAUACAAACACGUUUUUCUGUAGCAAGAUAAUCUCCAGAAAUGCACACCGCUUUUAUAAUGCUGUAAGUGUGAGUGCAACGUUGGGCUAUAAACAAACUAACACGCAUGUGAUGGUGGGUUAGUCGGCGUGAGGACCUCCAGUCGGCUCGUUUAGCCGCUGGUUAGCAACCGCUGGGUAGCAACCGCCGCUAACGCGCGAAAGAAGCUUCAUAUUCCCAGAGAGCGAUGCUUACUGGCGGCAUACGAUAUUAUACCAGCCGCUGUAUGAGGAUACUUUGAGAAAGGGCGGAGUAGAAGAAGAGUGAGGCUUGGUGGGGCACAGGCCCUAUAGGAGCUGUAAUGAACGCGAGUUAGCAGCUAAUGCUAAGUUAGCAGCUAAUGCUAAGUUAGCAGCUACAGCUUGCGCUAGCUAACUCGGUGAAUCCGUGAAGGCAUCUGACAACGACAGAAAAACAGGACUUUCUAAGGGGGCCAUAAGCCAAAAAAAGGUUGGGAACCACUGGUUGCGAGAAAAUGGACAUGAAGGACACAGUUAGCAAAACGUUAUCAUUUACUUUGAUCUUUUGAAAAGGAGGAUGUCCUCUGAGGGUCCUCAUCGAGAGUCCGACUGGUCGCGAUGCUUGUUGUUGUUGUUUUGGGAUGGGAAAAUGCUCAUCACCUAUGUGACAACUGUGUUUCUUUUUUAAAUGUGUUUAUUCAAUGCGUUUUCAUUUUUUAUUCGUGUACGUCUGCUUUGCUUAAAUGACAAUAAAAGCUUGAGAGUGCGGCAGGUUUGAAGCGGACCGGUUCAGAACUAACACCCUGGUAUCGCGAAUAUGACGAUAACCUCCAUAAACUACGACUCCAUGCACUCUCGGGCAUCGACCUCUGACCCCGCCGGCAGAACACACUCGGUCGACGGCGGUGAGCUGGGCGGCGCCAUGAAGAGCUCUGAGAUCGCUGCUGUUUAUUGAAUCUAUAAGGAGAGGCAUGCUUUCUUGUGCAUGAUGGCUCUGAGAACAGGCUUUACUUGUCCUCCCUCCUCCCCCCUCUUCCUCUUCGUCUCCUGAGAAAGUUGACAGUGACAGUAGAUCCUCCCCUGCGGCCCCGAGGGCUUCACUUCCUGCCGGCUUGUAAAACCAGACGGAACAAAGACGUUGUUUGUUGUUACAGUCCCCUUUAUUAUUAUUACCUUCGCAUUGAAAAUGCGGAAGGUAAUGUUUUGAUCGCUGUGUAUUUGUAUGCGUGCGUGUUAUUCGCAUAAGUCAAAAAGUAUUAAACCGAAUCGCAUGAAAUUUGGUGGGAUGAUUGGUUAUUAUCCGGGGACCAUUUGAUUAGAUUUUGGGAUCGAUCGGGUCAAAGGUCAAGGUCAAGGUCAUGAAAAGGUCAACAUCUUCUUUUUACCAAAGCGCGGUCAAUUUUUAUCCAAUUGGCAUGCAACUAAUGCCAAAAUGUUCAUAAUUCAAUGCCCAAUCUUGUGAUAUAUGAAGGUAUGCGCUCUACCGAGUGCCCGUUCUCGUUAUUAUUAUGAUUUGGUGCCUCUCAUUCAGGAAAGCGAGAGCAGCAGGUUGACGGUAACCCGGUCACGCUCAUGAGAUCUCCUUCUCGGAGCCGCCGCACAAGAUGGUGUUGAAUAUGAAUCGCGAGGAGAAGGAGUUCCCCCCUCUCAUCCCCCGUCUCCCUGUCUUUGUUCUUUUGAGGCUAUUACCAAAAUCACCAAAUAGAAGAAUCAGGGGGGGAUGAGGGGAUCUCUUUGCUUGUCUGUGAUGAUGAUGAGGAUUAUGAUGAUGCUCACCAGAUUAGAUCUCUCUGCGCCGCGUGACAGGAGUCUCCUCUUUUGGAUGAGUGCAGUUGCUGCGUUCCCCAUUAAGGAGAGCAACGAGAUAAAAGGAGGUGACAUAUAUAUAUGUGUAUAUGUUUCUUUGCUCCACCUUCUUUCACGUCGGCCCCAAUCACAAUAACCCACCGUGAAAGAAACGCAGCGUGUUCUUUUUUUUUUUAUGACGUGGAUAAUCAGCAGGAGGGGAAAUGAAAUCCUCCCCGAUCACUCAUAAGGGAACCGAUGCAUCCCAGAGGACCGGAGGGAAGACGGCCACGCCGCCCAUAGAAAAAUGGCGCCAAAGGGUCGCGUUCCCGUACACGUGUACAAAGAUUCAACUCCGCUGCGUAUACAAGCACAAUGUCACAAGAGCUAGACUAAAUGGACGUCCUCUUUUAGGUUUAGACUGACGCUGUAUAGCCGGGGGGGCGGCGUGGUGAAAUCAUGGUGUUUGCGUGCUUACCAGUAGCCUGUCGAAUGCAUUGGUGCAUAGCUGUGUGUAGGUCUGCAUGAGAGUUACCACUUUAGUACAAACCUUCAUGUUUCCUCAGAGUUGCGGGGUACAGAAGGACGCGUAGUUACCGCGUAGUUACCGCGUAGUUACGCGUAGUUACCGCGUAGUUACCGCGUAGUUACCGCGUAGUCACCGCGUAGUCACCGCUCACUUGUGGAGACGUCGGCACGACGUGAGAUUUUUGUACUUUUAAGAGUCAUGCUAGGAUGCUGUGAUGAGAUUUUGUGAGAUCUAUCCCUUUUAAAAGUAUUUCUGUAUUCCUUGCUUGUUUAGUGAACCGCUUAAUUUAAUCGAAAGGAAGAAAAAAGAAAAAAAGACGAGCUUUCUUUACAACUUUUGCUUUAGUUGAUCGGAAUCGAUUGAGCCUCGAGGGACCAAAUUAUCGAGAAGAAGAAGAGA
Molecule: messenger RNA, 6677 nt
Organism: Pseudoliparis swirei
Lineage: Eukaryota; Metazoa; Chordata; Actinopteri; Perciformes; Liparidae
Gene: cbarpb
Product: CACN subunit beta associated regulatory protein b
Exons: 10
Coding region: 42-2474 (810 amino acids)
Biological process (GO): negative regulation of calcium ion-dependent exocytosis; negative regulation of voltage-gated calcium channel activity
Cellular component (GO): secretory granule; plasma membrane
Molecular function (GO): transmembrane transporter binding
Source: RefSeq, a predicted model, not a curated record